AUGCUUCAAAACAGUUCUUCAAAUGGACAUCUUCAUGGUUACAGUACUUUCAAUACUUCACAUUAUUCAUCUUUAAUAACUGAUAAAAAUGAUAAUGAAAGAACUUCAUUAGAUGAAGAUUUAUCAAAUUCUUCACAAAAUUCUAAGGAUGAUAUUUCUUCUUCUAUUAAAAAUAAUAAGACACAUUCUUCUAUCAAAAUUCGUAGAGGAAAAAAACCAGAAAAACCUGCUAUUAGUUAUAUUGCUUUAAUAUCACUUGCCAUCAAAGCACAACCAUCAAGAAAAGCUACAUUAGCUGAAAUUUAUAAAUAUCUUCAAGGUAAUUAUGAAUUUUUUAGAGGUGAAUAUAAUGGUUGGAAAAAUAGUAUAAGACAUAAUUUAUCAUUAAAUGAAUGUUUUAUUAAACUUCCAAAAACUGAUGGUGAAAAAAUUGGUAAAGGUCACCAAUGGACAAUUGAUGAUUCUGUUGAUUUUUGUUAUGAAGCUGGAAUAUAUCGUAGAAGACCAAGACAUACAACUCCACGUACUGUACAAUCUAAUGAAAAUUGUGAUGAAAGUAAUCCAGAAGUUACCAUUAAUACUCAACAAGAUAAUUCUCAUUUAAAUUCAUUAAAUAUAUCAAGAUCAGAAGAGUCAUCAUUACUAAUACCAACACAUACAAUAAAGGAUAAUUUUUCAUUGAAUCAGGAAGAUGGAUGUAACUAUGAAUUUCCUGAUAAUGACAUAACAACAUCACAAUUAUACAAUAAUGUUGAUCAACAUAAUACUGUUGCAUCAACAUAUCCUCAAUCGUUUUCUACUUGGCAACAACCAACAGCACCAUUAUGGCAAGAUUCACCAUUUUAUCCACAAUCAAGUGUCCCAUAUACUUCACAAAAUUGGAUUCAAAAUUAUCCAUCAAAUUAUGAUGUUUUUAGUAAUAAUACAACAAAUAUUUUUAAUACUCCAGGUCAUACACCAUAUACAACUCCAACUUAUCCUACACCAACAUACCCAUCAUCAUACUCAACUUUAUCAUACUCAUCAUCAUCUCUUUUUAAUAUAUAUCAAAGAAAUGAUCAACAACAAUCUAUUAAUUAUCAACAUCCAUUAGAAGAUAUAUCACCAAUUAAUGAAAAAAAUAUUGAUAAACAUUUUUCUAUACAAGAAACACCAUCAACAUCAUCAUAUUUAAUAGAUGGUGGAAUUAAUUAUGAAAAUUCUCUUCAAUAUACACCUAAUGUUGGAGAUUCAUUAAAUCAACCACCAUCAACAUCCAUUUCUUCUACUCUUGACUCAACAAUAACAAAUUUUUCACAAUCUGUUAUUAUUGAAAAUUAA
Strongyloides ratti is the source of this 1320-nucleotide messenger RNA. Its product is annotated as Forkhead box protein biniou. Bases 1 to 1320 code for a protein of 439 amino acids. Gene Ontology annotation, cellular component: nucleus. The record is from RefSeq and is a predicted model, not a curated record. Gene Ontology annotation, molecular function: RNA polymerase II cis-regulatory region sequence-specific DNA binding; DNA-binding transcription factor activity, RNA polymerase II-specific. Lineage: Eukaryota; Metazoa; Nematoda; Chromadorea; Rhabditida; Strongyloididae. Gene Ontology annotation, biological process: regulation of transcription by RNA polymerase II; animal organ morphogenesis. The transcript is spliced from 3 exons.